Molecule: messenger RNA, 2132 nt
Organism: Cavia porcellus (domestic guinea pig)
Lineage: Eukaryota; Metazoa; Chordata; Mammalia; Rodentia; Caviidae
Gene: Smndc1
Product: survival motor neuron domain containing 1
Exons: 7
Coding region: 509-1108 (199 amino acids)
Biological process (GO): regulation of alternative mRNA splicing, via spliceosome; mRNA processing
Cellular component (GO): nucleus; precatalytic spliceosome; cytoplasm
Molecular function (GO): RNA binding
Source: RefSeq, a predicted model, not a curated record
UUUGCCUUGUCUUUUCCUCUUUCCGUCGCCCGGCAUUCCUCCCCUCCCCCUCACUGCUAAGAGAGUUCUUCCUUUUCGGACUGAAUCGCCUCCUCGAGAAGAUUUUUUUUCCCCUACUGUUGCUGGCUCUGCUACCACUGCCGCCACUGGGCCCAUUUGCCCCAACCCCUUCCCGCCGCCCCACCCCUAGUCCCACACAAGAUGUCAGAGGAUCUAGCAAAGCAACUGGCAAGUUACAAAGCUCAACUGCAGCAAGUAGAAGCUGCAUUAUCUGGAAAUGGAGAAAAUGAAGAUUUGCUAAAAUUGAAGAAAGAUUUACAAUGGCUCUCUGCAUCCCCGAAACGCCUUCCUUCAGUAAGCAGAGUGCUUGAAUGCACCCCCUUUGACCUGCUGAUAUGUAGAUCACAACACCUGAUGCUUCCUGGAAUUGCCGAUUACUGUAACUGCUGCCCAUCUGUCAAUGAAGGAGCAGUUUCAGAACUCAGACUUGGGGGAGGAAAAGUAAUUAAUGGAAGUUAUAGAAUUAACCAAAGACCUUCUGUCAACUCAACCUUCAGAAACUCUUACAAGUUCCGACAGUUUUGCUUCUACUCAGCCCACUCAUUCAUGGAAAGUAGGAGACAAGUGUAUGGCAAUCUGGAGUGAAGAUGGACAGUGUUACGAAGCGGAGAUCGAGGAGAUAGAUGAGGAAAACGGCACCGCUGCAAUCACCUUUGCUGGUUAUGGCAAUGCUGAAGUGACUCCACUGUUGAACCUCAAGCCUGUAGAAGAAGGAAGGAAGGCAAAGGAGGACAGUGGCAGCAAACCCAUGUCAAAAAAAGAAAUGAUUGCCCAACAGCGUGAAUAUAAAAAGAAGAAAGCUUUGAAAAAAGCACAAAGAAUAAAAGAACUUGAGCAAGAAAGAGAAGACCAGAAGGUUAAAUGGCAGCAAUUCAACAACAGAGCCUAUUCUAAAAAUAAAAAAGGCCAGGUAAAGAGGAGUAUUUUUGCUUCACCUGAAAGUGUAACUGGCAAAGUUGGAGUAGGAACUUGUGGAAUUGCUGAUAAACCUAUGACACAGUAUCAAGAUACUUCUAAAUACAAUGUGAGGCAUUUGAUGCCUCAAUAAUCAGAAAAACUGUUGGAUUUCAUCUCUGCAGGGCUUUACAUUUACCUUUUUAUCCUUAUAUUUUUCUAAAGGUAAAUUAUUUGCUAGGUGAGUAAGGAAGAUACCAUUGUUGUCAAUAGAAUGAAACUUGAAGAAAUUGCAUUUGAUAAACUUAUUCAUUUAACUUUUCAUUAUUCCUACCAUAGUUCCUUCAGUUUAUUAAAUAAGACAACUUUUCUAGAUAGAAGCUGCUUCAUUUGGCACUCAGAGGAAUUGAUAUACUAAAACCAAGUUCCCACUUACAGUUGUAACUUGGAAUUUGACACACAAUUCAUUGGAACAUGAAGGCAAAACACCAACCUCUUGUUAGAGAUCUUUUUUUUGUUUUCAACUUUAAAACCUAGCUACUGUCAAGGUAAACCUAAAGAUGGGUUAUUUUAUAAUGGCAGUUUGUUUUGAGAUAUUUCCUUUAGUAACUUGUUUCCUAAGCCAAUUAGGCCAUCUCUAAAAUUGAGUUAGCUUUUGUUUUUAUUCAUUUGAUUUUAUGUAGAAAAACAUGUUUAGGAUGGUGUUUUCGUUUGGUGUUUUGUGAAUUCAUUUGUUUUUGUAUGUUUGCUUUUCCCUUUAAUUUACAGUAGUGGUACUGUUUUUUUUGGACAUGUAAUGUUUGUAUCAGAAAACAAAAAGCUGAUGUAUAGCCCUGUAUACAGUGUAGAUACUAUUUUUGUAAAAAACCAAGGCUAAAUUAAUGAACAAGAGUACUGAAUGUUUCAUCAUUAAAAAUUUCUUGUAUUUCUUGUGCAUUAAUCUUACCAUAAUUGCCCUGUAUAUUAUGUUCAUGUAGCUGAGUUUAUAAUUUUAAUUAACUAGAUCAAGUUGCCAGCAUUUGUUGGUGUGAACAUCACAGUUAUCCGAAGUUGAGUUUAAGCCAAAUACUUAUAUAGAAAAGGGUCUUCCUAUCAAUGGAAGAUGAUUUUUAGGAUGUGUGUUAAUUUCAGUUUUGUAUGUUUAACUUUUAUUAAAUAAAGUGUUUUUAAAAUCUCCA